AUGCACAUCCUCUCCACCCUAGGCUCCUUAGCCACCUUCGCUCUAUCCACCCCAGCUCAACCCCUCGCCAUCCGGCAAGAUGAUCCCUCCUCCGCCUGCACCGAGCAAUGCGUCCAGUACGGUGAUUACGUGCGCGGGACCAGCGACAGCUGUUCCGGCGGCUCCUCUGACCGCGGAGGCGGGGGGUAUGGCACUCAGCCCACGCCGAAUCCCUCGGAUCCGGGCAAUCCGGGCCCGACGUCCAAUAGCCCGGAUAAUGGGACCGAUGGGAGAGACGGUGGGGACGGUGGUGGUGGCGACUAG
Letharia columbiana is the source of this 303-nucleotide messenger RNA. RefSeq lists its product as uncharacterized. Bases 1 to 303 code for a protein of 100 amino acids. The record is from RefSeq and is a predicted model, not a curated record. The transcript has 4 exons. Lineage: Eukaryota; Fungi; Ascomycota; Lecanoromycetes; Lecanorales; Parmeliaceae.